This is a messenger RNA of Vicia faba (fava bean), 621 nucleotides long. NCBI's taxonomy places the organism in Eukaryota, Viridiplantae, Streptophyta, Magnoliopsida, Fabales, Fabaceae. The record is from the annotation of a GenBank genome assembly.
AUGGUGGUUCCAUUCAGCCUUUUGGAUAAUAUGAGAACAGAAGAAGAAAAAGCAUGGUUUUUGGUAGAGAGUGAAGAUGACGAUGACCAGUGCUCAUCUUCAAGUACAUCGUCAAUCGGGAAGGACAGCGAUGUCCCAAAAUGCGGUGACAUAGACGAUGAGAAUGAGGCUCAGAGUGCGUAUAAAUAUGAUGAACCAUUCUAUAUGAUGGACUCACUCGAACACCUUCCCAUCAGGAAGGGAAUCUCAAAGUUCUAUGAUGGCAAGUCUAAGUCAUUCAUGAGCUUAGCAAAUGCUGUUUCUGCACCAUCCGUUAAAGAUAUUGCAAAGCCAGAGAAUGCAUACACAAGGCGGCGUAGAAAUCUGAUGGCCUUCAAUCAUGUUUGGGAGAAGAAUAGAAAUUUCCUUUUGAGAAGUAAUAAUGGUGGAAUUUGUAAGAGAACAUUAAGCUUGAAUCGAAGCACCGUGGCUCUUGCUUCUGCAAUGAACUGUGAUAGUAGUAGUUGUUGUUCCAGCGAGGAAUCAACUUCAAGUUCAAAUCCUAGGUCUCCUCCACCUAUUCGAGGAAAUCAAGUGUCUAGAGCAAGUUCCAGUCCAAGCUCUUCUAUUCACUCUCACUGA